Molecule: messenger RNA, 4706 nt
Organism: Tyto alba (common barn owl)
Lineage: Eukaryota; Metazoa; Chordata; Aves; Strigiformes; Tytonidae
Gene: RSPRY1
Product: ring finger and SPRY domain containing 1
Exons: 16
Coding region: 429-2156 (575 amino acids)
Cellular component (GO): cytoplasm
Molecular function (GO): protein binding; ubiquitin-protein transferase activity
Source: RefSeq, a predicted model, not a curated record
CCGCCGGGCCGGGCCGCGCCGCGCCGCGCCGCGCCGGUGGGGCGCGGGCCCCGCGGCAGCGGCCCCGCCGUGUUCCCGGUGAGGUUGAGGGACUCUUUGGCGUAGACCCUAAAAGUGAAAGCAGAGUCAGCCAUAAUGACUUGCUGCCCACGAUAAAGGCUUAUAGAGUGCUGCUUUUCCGGAUACAACCACAUCUGUGCCCUGAAGAAGUACAGUCCACUUCUCUUACAGUGCUUUGUGAGCAAGCCUAACUGUUCCUGAAACAAACACACUUAAGGACCUCCUUCUGGAUGACCAAUGUGUAUUUUAACUGAUUAUAUUGGAAACUAAGUCUCCAACUUCUCAUUCAUUCCAGCUGGUAGCAACGUUUAUAAUGCAAAAAAAUCACAAUUCAGGAUCACACAAACAUUACUCUUAAAACUUCCUAGAUGAUUGUAGUUGCUUUGGUUGUGUUCUAUGCUAGCAGAAGCCUUUUUCAAGGUUUGCUGUUGACUCUAGAGCACCACGUUCCCUGUUUACUGGGAGCCUUGGGGGCUAGCAAUAUGGGAAACUCGUGUGUUUGCCGCGAUGACAGUGGAGCAGAAGACAACGUGGAAUCUCAGAGUCGGCAAACGGAGAACAGUAGAUCACGCAUACCUGAAGCAAGGAGCCACCCAAGGGACCCUGUCCGUCCACCCAGGAGGGGUCGAGGGCCUCAUGAACCAAGAAGGAAAAAACAGAAUGUGGAUGGGCUAGUACUUGACACACUGGCUGUAAUUCGGACGUUAGUAGAUAAUGACCAGGAGCCUCCUUAUUCAAUGAUCACGUUGCAUGAAAUGGCAGAAACAGAUGAAGGCUGGUUGGAAGUUGUUCAAUCUUUAAUUAGAGUUAUCCCAUUAGAAGAUCCCCUGGGACCAGCUGUUAUAACGCUACUACUUGAUGAAUGUCCGCUGCCAACAAAAGAUGCAUUACAAAAGUUAACUGAAAUACUAAAUUUAAGUGGAGCUGCUGCUUGCCAGGAUGCUUGUCACCCUGCCAAACACCGGAAUACAACUGCAGUAUUGGGAUGCUUAGCAGAGAAGUUAGCAGGUCCUGCGAGUAUAGGCUUACUCAGCCCAGGCAUAUUGGAAUAUUUACUUCACAGCUUGAACUUCCAGUCCCAUCCGACAGUGAUGCUUUUUGCACUAAUAGCACUGGAGAAGUUUGCACAAACAAGUGAAAAUAAAAUUACAGUUUCUGAAUCAUGCAUUAGUGACCAACUGAUCUUGCUAGAGAAAUGGACAGAUAAUCCAGACUACUUAAAACGCCAGGUUGGAUUCUGUGCCCAGUGGAGUUUAGACAAUCUGUUUUUAAAAGAAGGCAGGCAGUUUACAUAUGAGAAGGUUGACUUGACCAACAUUAGGGCUAUGCUGAACAGUAAUGAUGUCAGUGAAUACCUGAAGAUCUCGCCGCAUGGGUUGGAGGCUCGAUGUGAUGCUUCAUCCUUUGAAAGCGUUAGAUGUACGUUCUGUGUCGAUUCUGGAGUUUGGUACUAUGAAGUUACAGUCAUUACUUCUGGAGUGAUGCAGAUAGGAUGGGCUACCAAAGACAGCAAAUUUCUCAAUCAUGAAGGUUAUGGCAUCGGGGACGAUGAAUACUCCUGUGCAUAUGAUGGCUGCCGGCAGCUGAUCUGGUAUAAUGCCAGAAGUAAACCACAUUCCCAUCCCUGUUGGAAAGAAGGAGACACAAUAGGAUUUCUACUAGACUUGCAAGAAAAGCAAAUGAUCUUCUAUUUAAAUGGAAACCAGCUUCCUGCUGAGAAGCAAGUAUUUUCAUCUGCUGUAUCUGGCUUUUUUGCUGCAGCUAGUUUCAUGUCCUAUCAACAAUGUGAGUUCAACUUUGGGGCAAAACCUUUCAAGUACUCACCAUCAAUGAAGUUUAGUACUUUUAAUGAUUAUGCCUUUCUGACAGCAGAAGAGAAAAUCAUUUUGCCCAGACACAGGCGCCUGGCUUUGUUGAAGCAAGUGAGUAUCCGAGAGAACUGCUGCACGCUUUGCUGUGAUGAGGUAGCAGACACAGAACUCAGGCCAUGUGGACACAGUGACCUGUGCAUGGAGUGUGCCUUGCAACUGGAGACCUGCCCUUUGUGUCGACAGGAAAUACAAACCCGAGUCAGACAGAUAUCUCACAUUUCAUGACACACGUGGAGAAAUACCACAGACUGGUUUUUAAUGAACUCCAACCAGUACUGAGAGGGGAAAGCAUCUCUAACCAAUUUUUACGCACAUAGAACCAUAGCCACAGCCAGAUUUCAUGCAAAACUGUAAUCUGUUUAUCUUAAAAAUGAAAUCUUUAAUAAGCUAUUUCAAGUUGCCAGCAGUGGGGGACUGGUGUCAACAGUUAAGGAGAGCUGGUAGGUCAGCGUGCUAUGGCUAUUGGUUCCUCCAAGCAAGACCGUAGGAGAGCGUCUCUCUUCCUCCCCCUUCUCGCCUGUCACAAGUGCUGAAAAAAUUUGCACUGGAAGUACACGUACAAUGCAUUUUAGGAAAGAAGAGAAAAGAAAUAUCUCCUAAAACAGGGCUGUUCUGUCUUGUGCUCGAAAGUCUCUAUUUUUGGCAGAAGUCAGUACUAAAAAGAGAAUGCCAAUGUUUUCCUGUUUAAUGUAGCCUCCUGCUGGUCAGAGACUGUAUUUUCCGACAGUGGUUAUUAAACUGCUCAAAGACUUAAUCUGUACACAGACUGAUUUGAAAAGACGGUGUGGAGACUGUAGAGAAACUCACAUGUUUUAAUAACUUGGUGAUUCCAAAGAAUGUUCUGAUUUUGUUUUUAAACGUUAAAAGAUCGGUGGUAUUUUCAAGUACAUAAUGUUUCUGAUGCUUUUAACUUCAGUACCCACAUUUUUUUGUGAGGAUAUAAUUUUCAGGAGGUAUUCUUAACUAAUUAUAACGCUGGACUGGAAUUAAUUUGAUAUUCUGGGUAUUUUUUAAGGUAUCAUUGAACAUCUUUUUUAAUCAGUGUUGUUUUUGAAGGUUAUUCACUUUGGAAAUACUGAGCUGUCUUAAAAGAUUGGAGAAUUAUUUGGGGCCAGUUUAUUUAAAAAAGAAAAAAAGUUAUUUCGAUAGCAAGUUCAGUCUUAUUCUGUAGCUCUUUGAAAAUGCACCUCGCUUGCCACGUGUCAGUCCUGCUCUGAGCAGGUUUGGGGCCACACUUGAUAUUUUUGGUAGGGAUCAUACAGUGGGAAUCUCUGCUCCACUUUACACGUUUGUGACAUUUGUAUGUUAAGGAUACAUUUCAGCAGGCAGCUUUUGACCGUUUUACUAGGUUUCUACAAGGAAUCAGGGUUCACAGCUGGUGUCAGUGAAGCAGCACAAAAAUCCGUGGAGUUAUGCUUAUUUUGCACCAACUGAGGAUAUGACUAGGUCUCUUCCAAGACUUGGACAGGUCGCUUUUUUAAAUUAUCUGGCUAUAUAGUAGAACUUCACUAAUUCACACGCAACUUAGACCAAAACCAUCCCACUUCUUGGCCGUGAUUCAACAGCAGAGGCUGUUGUAGUUAAUUCUCAUGCUGUGAUGUAUCUUAUUUUUAAAAUCGUUUAUUAUCUUUAUUGUGCUAUCAAAUAUUAGCACAGCAGAGCUUCUUCCUGCUGAGUACUCUUGCUUCCUACUCACCUAAACAGGAGCUGAGAGCUCUGCACACAGGUCCCAGAAUCAAGCUCCCUAACAGUUCCUUUCACCUUCUGCCUUUGAUAACUGAAUUUGGUGCUGAAUUUCAUCCAGAGAUAGAUAUUAAAAAAAAAAAAAAAAAAAAAAUAGUGUCUCCAUUGACACUCUGGAGUAUAAUGUGUGAAUUAGGAAAGUUCUGUCCAUCAUUUUCUUGUUGACUUUUUUCCAGCUAUAGACUGAAUCCAUAAACAGAGUGCUGGUUAGUCUUUUUGCUAAAAUUUGAAUUCUCUUCCACCUUGGAUGCCUCUUGAUUAAAGUCAGACUGGCAAAUCUGUGCCACGGAGCCCUCAUUUUCCUCACUGACUGUCCUUUAUGAUGUUUUGCUGUAAUCCACGUUGCCAGUCAGGGCUGAGUCCCUUCCUGCUCAGUGCUGAAUGAGCAAAGGUGAACACCAUCACUGCCACAAGGAUCUUAGAAUUUCAGGAUCACUUGAAAUGAAGUUUUAAAUGCUUCCAAAUGCAAUGAUAGGUUUUUAUCCCUAAGGUACCAAGAUACAAACCGUACUUCAGGGAAGAGGUGGGACAGAACCAUUUUGAACUCUGCCUUAAUAGAUUCUAGUAACUUCAGGGCUUUGGUUUCCCUGGUCAGAAUUAACUGAGGCAAAAUUUUUUGGAAGAGCCUUGCUGCCUUUGUGGACACGGGACUAAGUGCCUGCGUUCUUAGUUGAAAAGAUACGAAUGCUUUGGAAAAUUUUGCCCCAGACAGUCUUCCAUGCAGCUGGUGCUGGGCAGAGGAAGCCAGCGGCGCCGGAGGAGGGGGAGCUGUGUUGCAGAGAACUGUCCUGUUCAUUUCACAAAGGGAAAGACUGUACACUUUGACUGGCUUUCUGAUGGAAUCCAUGCUGGGGGUGGAUUGCUCUUGGUAAAAGCUUGAUCCUCCACGCCUGUGCAGUGUUCCCCUCGGGCCCCGCGUGCCCCAAAGGCUCUGGGGCCAGGGAGGGGAGGCGGUGGCUCCACCGGCCCUCGGAAGAGUAAAUGAAUUGUAGCAAAGUUGUCCAUUCAACAAUAAAAACGUCUUGAAGGCUA